Molecule: messenger RNA, 1725 nt
Organism: Malassezia sympodialis ATCC 42132
Lineage: Eukaryota; Fungi; Basidiomycota; Malasseziomycetes; Malasseziales; Malasseziaceae
Gene: KNS1
Product: serine/threonine protein kinase KNS1
Biological process (GO): protein phosphorylation; regulation of RNA splicing
Cellular component (GO): nucleus
Molecular function (GO): ATP binding; protein serine/threonine kinase activity
Source: RefSeq, a predicted model, not a curated record
AUGGCGACGGUCGUUCCGCGCUUGAAAAAGCGGCGCCUCUCGCCCGAGCCGGCGGGGACGGCGCCGACCGCGAUGGACCCGUACCUGGCGCCAGUGGCGCCCGGUGUGCCGUGUGCAAGCACAUCGGCGCUGUGCGCCCCGGUGCCCCUGACGCCUGCCGACAUGCAGGCGCACUUCUUCUCAUACCCCCCGCCCGUGUCCCCGACGGCGCCCGCAGCCAGGCAGGCAGUGCCGCCCACGCCGCCCGAGCGCGCCAGUGUGCGCGAGAUGAUUGAUGGCCAGGAGCGGCAGGUCUACCUGGUGAGCGAUGACGAAAACGAUACCCCCCCUGCCUCGCCGCUGCACCCGGUCCCGGCGGCGCCCGUGGCCGCGGGCAGUGCGACGACCGGCAAGCGCAAGUCGCAGCAGCCGUGGGACACUGACGAUGCGCUGCCCAGCAAGCGGCAGCGGCCCGAGCCGCCCCCGGUGCCAGCGAUGCCGGCGGUCCCCGAGUCAACGCCACUGCUGGUGCCCGAGUAUCCCGUCGCGCCGCCGCCGCUCGGCCUCGCUGCGAUGUCGACGUACGCCAUGCCGCCGCCCAAGACGCCACAGCUAAACGGCUAUGCGGACCCCUGGCGCGCGCCGUUUGCGCCAGCCAUGUUGCAGCGCGUCGAGGCAGUGCCGCUCGACGACAAGGACGGGCACAUUAUUGUGCGGGAAGGCGACUGCAUCACGCCGCGGUACCAGAUCCGCGGCCUCCUGGGACAGGGCACGUUUGGCAAGGUGGUGCAGUGCUACGACCGCCAGCUGCGGCGACAUGUGGCGAUCAAGGUGAUCCGCGCGGUGCAGAAGUACCGCGACGCGAGCCAGAUUGAGAUCCGCGUGCUCAAGUGCCUGCGGCAGAAUGACCCGCAGAACGAGUUCCAGUGUGUGCAGCUUAUCGAGACGUUUGAUUUCCGGAACCAUGUGUGUAUCGUAUCGGACCUGCUGGACCGCAGCGUGUUUGACUUUUUGAAGGACAACAAGUUCCAGCCCUUUCCGUGCCGCCACAUUUGGCGCUUUGCGAAGCAGCUGCUGAACAGCGUCGCAUUCCUUCACCGGCUCUCCCUCAUACACACGGACCUGAAGCCAGAAAAUGUACUCCUGGUCGAUGCAUCCUUCGACCUGGUGCCGACGUCGCGGCGCGUCAAUGCGCGCAAGAAGCGGGUGCUACGUAAUUCCGAGAUCCGGCUCAUUGACUUUGGCAGCGCCACCUUCAACGACGAGUACCACUCGGGCGUCGUGUCCACGCGGCACUACCGCGCACCUGAGAUCAUCCUCGGCAUGGGAUGGUCGUUUCCCUGUGAUGUAUGGUCGAUUGGGUGCAUCCUCGUCGAGUUCUUUACGGGCGAGGCGCUUUUCCAGACCCACGAUAACUUGGAGCACCUCGCGAUGAUGGAGAUGGUGCUGGGGCGGCUCCCAGACGACUACCGCCGCAAGGCGGAGACCUACAAGCCCGAGUACUUCCACCAGGGGCACCUCGGCUAUCCGCGGCCUGACACGACCAAGCAGAGUCGCCGCUACGUACAGAGCAUGAAGCCGCUCGCCGAGAUCAUCACUGGGUCGAGCACGUACGCAAAGCACCAUCGCGCGUUCGUGUCGCUGCUGCACCGCCUGCUCGAGUACGACCCGGCGAAGCGCAUCACGGUGCAGGAGGCGCUGCAGCACCCCUACUUUUCGCUACAGCCGCAGGACCUGCCGCCCUAG